CGCUUGGGGAAACGUGAAAUCUUCCUGCGGGUUAUUCCAAAGGGAAUUGGGUUUACACCCCUGGGAGACAAACGGGAGGGGAUGCAGCGGUGCGGACUUGGCUUUACUUUGGGAGUGGCGGGUGGACCCAGGAAUGGGCACUGCCGCACAACUCCUGCUCUGGGGGACGGGGGCUGGUGGAGCCACCUUCCCUCUGUUGGAGCGGGCUCUUGAGGGAUGGCACUGCAUCCCCCGGGCCACCCCGACGGUGCUGGGGGGAGCCUGGGUGACCAAGCGCUUGGGGCAACAACAGGCACGGACGGGCCAGGAGGCCGGAGCGCUGCAGGUCUCCUUAUCAGCGCCCCAGGAUCGGGGCGUCGCCGCGCGUCGCCUUCAAAUCGGGCGCAGCCGCCUCUCCCGCCCCAGCCCGUCCUAUCCCAUCCCAGCCCAUCCUGUCCUGUCCCGUGCCGUCCCGUUCCGUCCUGUGCCGUGCCGUGCCGUGCCGUGCCGGCAGGAGAGCAGAGCCAUGCUGCACUGGGGAUACGACGAGCACAACGGUAGGGAACAGCGGCCGGGGCCGUCGGGGCGGCCAGCGGGGUCCCGCGGGCACUUCCCGCCCCUGGGCUCGGCAGCUCCCGCGCCCUCAGGAGAGCUGGGGCCUGCCCACUGGAAGGAGGUUUUUCCUGUCGCUAAUGGAGACCGUCAGUCACCCAUCGACAUCAAAACUGAGGAAACCAAGUAUGAUCCCUCCCUCCGUCCUCUAAAUCCCAGUUAUGAUCCAGCUUCUGCUAAAAUCAUCCUUAACAACGGGCACUCCACCAGUGUGGAGUUUGAUGACACCGUCAACAAAUCAGUGCUGACUGGGGGGCCACUCAGCGGGACCUACAGGCUGCGCCAGAUUCACUUCCACUGGGGAUCCAAUGAUGAAGCUGGCUCUGAGCACACGGUGGAUGGGAUGAAGUAUGCAGCAGAGCUUCAUGUGGUCCAUUGGAAUGCAGAGAAGUAUUCCAGUUUUGUUGAGGCAGCUUGUCAGUCAGAUGGACUAGCAGUCAUGGCUGUAUUUCUGAAGAUUGGUGAAUGUAACCCUCAGCUGAACAAGAUUACUGACCGCUUGGACACCAUCAGAAUCAAGGGAAAAAAAGCACUAUUCACAAACUUUGAUCCCAGCUGUCUGCUUCCCAAGUCUCUGGACUACUGGACUUACUUUGGCUCUCUCACUGUUCCACCACUUCUUGAGAGUGUCAUCUGGAUUGUUCUGAGAGAGCCCAUAAGUGUUUGUUCUGAGCAGCUGGCCAAAUUCCGCAGCCUCCUGAGCACUGCUGAGGAUGAGGCCGCCUGCUGCUUGCUGAGAAACUUCCGGCCUCCCCAGCCUCUGAGGGGACGAGAAGUCAGAAGGAAUUGAAGGAGUAAAUCCAGAGUAGGCUCCCUCUGAAAUCAAAGGCUGAAUUCAUUUUAAUAGUUAAUAUACUUUGUGAUGUUUUGAUUUUUUUGUUUUAACCAAUAGUUGUUAGUGGUUUCCAUGCAGUCAUUUCUUACAGGCAAGUAUGUCUGGAGUUAUCACAGGUUCGUUGAUGUUAACAGGUCUGACUGGGUUUGAGUGCAUUGGAAGCACUGAGCCAUCAGCAUUGCAGACACAAAGGUCACUGCUAAUCAUAAGGGUCAAAUGUGGGGAAGGAGUUGUCCAGAUUUUGCUACCAAAUCACUGAACAAGAUCUUUGGUAUUAUUGACAGUAUAGGAUGUUCUGGGAUUAGUCUUCUGGUCUCUAACAUAACAUUUAGCUUCUGCAUAAACCUCACAUUGCAUUUGUCAAGAAAAAAAUAUUUCAAGAAUGAUGUAAUUUCGUUGCUGAUUUUUGCAAUACCAUACUUACUUUUCUACAAAAAGCAGUAAUGACUAGCAGCAUUUAAGUAAAACAGAUAUUUAUAUGAUUCUGUUAUUCUGGCUGCUUCAUAGCAGUAAUCAUGUACUGAUUGAUAGUUUUUUUAAAGCAAAUAGUAAGGAUUUUGUAUAUUACAAGAUCAUGUCAGGUUGAUUAGGUAUUCCUGAAUUCCAAAAUGUCACAAGAUAAAAUUGUCCUGAAACCUGAAAACUGCAAGGUGGAAGGGCAUAGAGGGAGCUGUUUGUGCCUAAGUCCAGUUUAUUGCACUUGGUAAAGAAUAAGGGAUUAUUACACUAUAUCCAUGUAGCAUCAGACUUUUGCCACUUAAUAUCAAGAGGCAGGGGUAGCUGUUGUUCCAGACUGUUGCAUGCUGCGGUGUGAACCACGUGCUGCUUACCUCUGCUCUCACUGUGGAGCACAGUGCUGCCCAGGCAUAGAAUGUGUCAAGGUGCUGGCUGAUGUUCUGCUGUCAUAGGUGAACUUCAGUGGUUGCACUUAUAUUCCAAGACCAAAGAGAAUAGUUAGAGAGAGCCAAAGAAAUUGGAAUCAAGUCAACAUCUAAUAAAAAGCUCAGCCCUCAGUAGCAAUAUGUUGAAACAUCUGUCUUUAUGAGUUGACUUGAGCCAGUGUUUCUCUCAGGACCUUUUUUUAUCUCAAUAUGAUUGGGGUUUUUUACACCAAAUAUUUUUAUUAAUGAACAUGCCAUAGGAUAUAGCUUAGGAUAGAAUUAGAUUUACUCUUAAGCUGUGAGAACUAUAUAGUGAAAUCCAGUGAGUGAUACCUGAAAGAGGCAGCUAGAGGUUUUACUGGCAGGAACUAACACAGUAGUACUUCUGACAAAUUUGUCUUCCAUAACUGCUCUCCUUGAAUUAAUUUUUAAAUAGGUUUUAUAUGCUCUGCCUUUUACCUCAGUAGGUCAUUUGAUCUUAGAUGAACAAACAUAAGGGAAAUCAAUCGGGAUUGACUUUUUAGAACAAUAAAUGCUGUUUUAGAACAAUAAAUUAGACAUAGAGAUAUAGAUAUUUUAUCUUAAUUUAGGAUAUGUAGAAUUCCUUGUUUUCUCCUCCCCAGAAUAUAGCUGUUAUAUUCUGGAAGGCCUCCCAAUGCCUUUUGAAUACUUUCUGAAGAAAAGAACACAGAUCAUUGGAGAAAAAAAAAGCCAUUUAGCAGCACUAAAAGGAAAAGUGAGAGAGUGUUGUAUGUUUUCACUGUCUUUUUUAGACUUAGGAUUGGAUCUCAUAUGUUUCCCUGUUAUGUGAGUAGCUACAGAAUGUGUAAAAAAUGUUUACAAAUUGCAGGAAGGAUACAAAGGAUUUGUUGGUCUCAGAAGAGGAAGGAAUAAGGCUACUGCUUCAUAUUGUAAACAGAAGUUUUACAUAUUUCUUACAUAUUGUAAACAGUAGAGUUGACUCAAUUCUUUUAUAUUUAUAAGGAUUUUAUCAAAAUAAAAUAUAGAUUUUAUGAAUGUG
Molecule: messenger RNA, 3328 nt
Organism: Passer montanus (Eurasian tree sparrow)
Lineage: Eukaryota; Metazoa; Chordata; Aves; Passeriformes; Passeridae
Product: carbonic anhydrase 13-like
Exons: 7
Coding region: 134-1381 (415 amino acids)
Cellular component (GO): cytoplasm
Molecular function (GO): carbonate dehydratase activity; zinc ion binding
Source: RefSeq, a predicted model, not a curated record